This is a messenger RNA of Magallana angulata, 1104 nucleotides long. Its product is annotated as caseinolytic peptidase B protein homolog. Gene Ontology annotation, molecular function: ATP hydrolysis activity; ATP binding. The transcript is spliced from 10 exons. Gene Ontology annotation, cellular component: cytoplasm; mitochondrion. Lineage: Eukaryota; Metazoa; Mollusca; Bivalvia; Ostreida; Ostreidae. Bases 1 to 1104 code for a protein of 367 amino acids. Gene Ontology annotation, biological process: cellular response to heat. The record is from RefSeq and is a predicted model, not a curated record.
AUGGCUGCAGAGGAGAGGAGAAAGUUCCCACUGGAGCAGAGGCUGAGUGAGCACAUCAUCGGUCAGGAUGAUGCCAUCAAAACAGUGGCUUCUGCAAUUAGGCGUAGGGAGAAUGGCUGGUAUGAUGAGAACCACCCCCUUGUCUUCCUCUUUCUGGGCUCCUCGGGAAUAGGUAAAACAGAGUUAGUUAAGCAAGCAGCCAAGUAUCUACAUAAAGAUGUAGAGAAGGGUUUUAUACGUUUUGACAUGUCUGAGUACCAAGAAAAACAUGAAGUAGCCAAGUUUAUUGGUGCACCGCCUGGCUAUUUGGGCUAUAAGGAGGGAGGUCAGCUGACCAAGAAGCUGGAGGAGUGUUUGAAUGCGGUGGUUCUGUUCGAUGAAGUAGAGAAGGCCCACCCAGGUGUCUUGACCAUCAUGUUACAGUUGUUUGAUGAGGGUCGACUUACAGAUGGCCAGGGAAAACCCAUUGAAUGUAAGGAUGCCAUCUUUUUCAUGACCUCAAACCUUGCCAGUGAUGUCAUUUCCGAUCAUGUGGACAAAAUAAGGGAAAAGGCAGCAGAGAAUAACAAACACAAGGAUGAACAAAAACUGGAGGAUCUAGAAGCUGGAGAGAGAAUCAACAUAUCAAAAAAAUUUAAAGAUGAUAAAGUUCGACCAAUUCUGAAGAGGGCUUUCAGACGUGAUGAAUUUUUGGGAAGAAUCAACGAGUUUGUGUACUUCUUGCCGUUUUCUCAGUCAGAUAUAAGGAAAUUGGUGACAAAGGAACUUCAGUACUGGUCAGAGCAGGCCAAAAAGAAACAUGACAUUUCCUUAGAGUGGGACCAUAAUGCUGUGACCGUUCUUGCAGAUGGCUAUGAUACCCACUCCGGUGCUCGUUCAAUUAAAUAUGAGGUUGAAAAACGUGUGUUGAACCAGUUGGCAAUGGCUCAGGAGAGAGAGCUGAUAGAGAAAGGAUGUGUGAUUCGACUGACAGCUGCUAAUGCCGAGGAACUUACAAAGACAGACGAGUCCUCUAUUGAACCACCCACCAUAAAGUUACAACUGUUACAGAAAGGAAAGGAAGAUAAAUAUGUGGACAUUAACCUCGAAGGGGGAGAUAAGUAG